Molecule: messenger RNA, 1755 nt
Organism: Guillardia theta CCMP2712
Lineage: Eukaryota; Cryptophyceae; Pyrenomonadales; Geminigeraceae
Exons: 13
Coding region: 1-1755 (584 amino acids)
Source: RefSeq, a predicted model, not a curated record
AUGGCAAAAGCGGGGUCGAGUCUCCUCCUCCUCCGCCUCCUCCUCCUCCUCCUCCUCCUCGCCCUGUCAUGCCGGGCAGAUGCCGAACCUGAUGAAGAGACGCAGGCAGUCGAGAUCCUCUUCCCGCGAGACAGGAGGCUGAUGUCGCGCGAGCAGGAGCAGGAGCCCGUUCUGCUUCUCCGAUUCCGUUGCUCUGCUCUCCGCAAAAGUGCCUUGUCACUCGCGAUCGCACAGAGAAGCUUGAUGGAGGGGAAGAAGGAGUUCCAAGCAGAACCAUGCAGGGAUGACCAGACUCAUGAAGAUCGCUUUUACAGCUUGACGAGGCCAACAAACAUACACGUCCACGACAGGUUCGAUGUGAUCAAAGUGAGUUUGCGAGUCGAAGAGAGCCAGGAACGAAAGGAAGGAAAGGAUCACAGCGAACUGUUCACUACCAGCUGUCACUUCUGGUGGCCUCCUCAAGAUUCUUCUCGCAGUGUUCUCCUGCUCCUCCCCUCCUUCUGCUUGUCCAACUACAUCAUCUGGAAACACCUCAUCACCGAGAUCGCGUCAUUGUAUGCAAAUGUCGUGCUGCCGGUCAAAGAGGAGGAGAAAAGACUGUUUCAUGUCUUUGUCAAGGACUACGUCAACGUCCAGCCCCUCCCCUUCCGCCAUCUGUCCGACCUAUCGAAACUCUUGGAUGAGCUGACAGGAGACACCGAGGUAGUCGGAGCAGGACAAUGGAAACCAGACGAGGAAGCGACAAUGCAGGAGAAGCUAUCAAGAGCUUCAGAUGAAGUUUGUCCCCUAGGAGACUCACAAUCGCGAGUCGCGUUUGUCUGGGAUGUUGCUCAAUCUCCAUGCGGGAUGUUCAGACAUUUGCCGGAGAUGCGCAACGUGACGACCAAGAGGAAAUUUUCAAACUCGGAGGAGCGGGAGGAGGGGCGGGAGAGCUUGUUCCUUGCUCCUCACCUACUGGAGCAGGCGGAUGAGAUUCAUCUUCGUCACAGUUUUUUCGCCGUGUGGGUCGAUCGGCUCAACGUCUCCCGCGCCUCUCGCAGAGUUAUCUACGUGUGCGCGCGUGAUGAGCUGACGGAGAAUGAGCGAUGUGGACGAGCAGGAGCAGGAGCAGGAGCAGGAGCAGGAGCAGGAGCAGGAGCAGGAGCAGGAGCAGGAGCAGGAGCAGGAGCAGGAGCAGGAGCAGGAGCAGGAGCAGGAGCAGGCACAGGAGGAGCAGCAGGGAGGUGCGAGUUGGUGCUAAAGUCAAGGGAAUGGAUCUAUCACAAUCAUGAUUGGGAGUUUGUUUGCCUGCUGCCUGCCGACGGUACCGAUAAGAUCACUCGAGAGAAUGUCAAGGAAAAGUUGAACAGCCGAAUACCCAUGGACGAAUUUACCCCUCAAUUCUACCAGAAUUAUGAAAUCUGCGACGACAACUACAUCUCCUGGCGAAAGGAGGGGGAGGAAGAGGGUGCUGCCUGCUUGUCUUCGCUACUUGGCAUGCUGGGCUCUGCCUCCGAGCAUCAUUUUCAUCACGAACUUCUUCUCUCGAGCGCCCCCGGAGAAGAAUUUGCUGAGCGGCAACAACACAUGCAGAAACUCGUCGAAUCUCUGGGACAUCCUUCCCUAUGGGUGAUGGCAGUUGAACGGACGAUGGUGACGAAAGGAGGACGGCUGCAAGCUUGUCGCUUCUUCAGGGAAGCCUAUUACGCAAACGCAAUCAAUCACAUGGUAAAAGUUUGCAUUCUUGCAAACUCUGCUGCAAGAGCAAGAAGAUAA